This is a messenger RNA of Leptidea sinapis, 953 nucleotides long. RefSeq names its product translocon-associated protein subunit beta (gene SsRbeta). Gene Ontology annotation, cellular component: endoplasmic reticulum; membrane. The record is from RefSeq and is a predicted model, not a curated record. The coding region runs from base 214 to 789 and encodes 191 amino acids. NCBI's taxonomy places the organism in Eukaryota, Metazoa, Arthropoda, Insecta, Lepidoptera, Pieridae. The transcript has 3 exons.
GCUCAUCGUUUGAGUUCGACGCGUGGAGUUAAACUUCAGCCACGUAAUUUGAAAAUGUGAAUUUUGUGAACUAGGAAUUGAAGUGAUUGACACUUGCGGCAGUCGCUAGAUUUACCCAGAUUUAAUUUGGAACCUUUGCUGACGAGAAAAAGAUAUAUAUUAUAGUUUUAUAUUAACAUUAUUAAAGUAGUCAACGCAUAUUCUCAACGAAAAAUGGCUGUAAAAUUGUUACCACUACUCCUAUUUAUUGCUGCCGCUGUGGCAGCAGAUGAAGAAACUGCUGUCGCAAAACUAUUAGUGGCGAAGCAAGUAUUAAAUAAGUAUCUGGUUGAAAACAUGGAUAUUCUCAUCAAAUACACACUCUAUAAUGUCGGCACAGCACCAGCAGUUGAUGUAAAGUUGGUGGACAAUGGAUUCCACCCUGAAGUGUUUACAGUUGUUGGAGGCCAAUUAACAGCUCACAUUGACCGUAUACCACCUCAGACCAAUGUGUCUCAUGUUAUAACUGUGAGAUCAAACAGAUAUGGUUAUUACAAUUUCACAGCUGCUGAGGUAACAUACAGAUCAAGUGAAGAUUCUACAGAUGUACAGUAUUCAAUCAGCAGUGCCCCUGGAGAGGGUGCUAUAAUUGCAUUCAAAGACUAUGACCGCAAGUUCUCGUCUCACUUCCUGGACUGGGCUGCGUUUGCAGUUAUGACCUUACCAUCUCUCGCAAUCCCCUUCGGGCUAUGGUUCUCAUCUAAGACCAAAUAUGAGCUUCUUUUGAAGCCCAAAAGCUCAUCAAGAUAAUCUACUCAAAUUAAGUUUAGAUGAAAAAUAUAUUGGGAAAGACUGUUACUUAUAAUUUCUCCAAACUGAAGCCUUAUCAUCUUCAUAUUCAAUGAAACCUGAACACAUUUUUUCAUUCCCAUCUCAUUGUUUUAGUAAUUUAUAAAUAAAUACAUUUUUUUAUA